AUGAUGGUCUCGUGUGAUGUACCGCAAGCAUAUGUUGAAAUGAAAAUCUUUGAAGACGGCUCGCGUCGAAUUUCUGUUCGGAUGGCUCAGAAAUCUUCUAGCUCAUCGAAACCGAAUGUUCCCAAUACCUAUAAGAACGAUUUUUUUAAUCCAUUGAAGUCAAAUACUGUGACAAACACGAUUGAUCUAUCGCCCGGCAAAAACAUUCACAGUUUCAAGUUUAAUGGUUCCGAUGCACUUUAUUUUAAAAUGAGCAAUGAACCAAGAGUUGCAAACAAAUCCGAGAACGAGGCAGUUCAAUUGACAUCACUAAGCACACCAUCGGAAACUCUAUCCGUCAGUAAUCACAAUAAGAGUUCAGAAAAUGCUCAAGGAGCAUCAUCGUCUCAGUCGACGAUGCCUGUUCUUGACACACCUUCAACGAGCCCAACGACAAGCGAUGGCGAGAGAACCGAACGAGAGCAUCAGACGGUUGCCAACACGAAUACCGAAACAUCCGGCAACUUGCUACCCGCGGUGGAUCCGGUAGAAUCUAUUACCAAGAAUUUGUCCCUUAUGUUUGCCUGGCAAACAUUUGAGCAAAUUGUCGAAAAGUAUGACACCGUCGCCACAACGUCAAACAAUAGUUCUCAAAAGGAAUCGAGGUCACAGGCAAAAAAGACGACCGACUCGAACAUGGCAACUUCCUCCAAUACUUGCGCAACUACCCAAAAUCCCCCAGAGCCCUCAGAAGCUGCUAAUCAGAUCGAUGCAAGUGCUCCCUCAAACGCUAAAGACAAUGCUAGCCCACAACCGGGCAAUUCGUCUAGUAAAACCACUGCUGAUAAAGAAACGUCGACGCGCAGAAAUACGCCGAGGAAACGAAGUCGAUCGUCAAAAUCUCGAAGAUCUGCCAGUGCCAGAGGAAUUUCUAAGAAGCCGGACUCAAAGCCCGCCGUCCAACUUGCACCAACGGUAGCUAGUUACUCUCAAGAAAACUUUUACGGACUACCCAAUUUGGGUCUUUAUUUGGUCGAAGUCCAAAAGGUCUGGUCGCUGCUCAUCGGAUGCCCGACAUUCUGUAGACGGCAUGACGACGAACAAGUUAUUUCGGGACUCUCGUUUACUGACAGAACCAGACGCUUGAUAUUGAAUUUUUUGCUAUGCCCCAAAUGCCUUGAUUCAGCAAUCCUUUGGGAGAAGAGCGAAAACAAUUACGAUCAAAUUUCUCUCAUUCUUUAUAAGAAUCGGAUUUUUAUGGUGACCAACUACACGGAAUUUUGCGCCAUUUUUGGAAAAGCUUCGGAGAGCUUUGAAUAUAUGUACAACAGUAUUGUUGUUAAUGCUAAGGGAGAAACGUUUUGGAAAUUUGUUGAGCCUGUGCACAGUGUUGCUCCAAAUGAAAAUGGACAUCCAAAUGCUAACGUUUAUCCAAAUGCCAAUGGAUAUUUCAAUAAUGCCGCUGAAAAUGUCCGGCAAAACUUGGCGAAGAAAAAACGGCAUUUGCCGCUUCAUAUGUACUACAAAUAUAUCGCGUAUCAACCCCUUAACCAAGCAGCAAUCUGUGCGAAACACGGGCAUGCAAUCGAGUUUUGUUUUGCCGUUACCGAUGACUCCGGAUUUGGCAGUUUUCUGCCAUUUUGCUACUCAUGCGUGUUUGACAAAAAUUACAAUGGCCAUCCAGUCACCAAAAAAGCUCAAUUCGCCAUUCUUAAAUGUUUCAACGCCGGGAUUGAGGCACCCAUCAGAAAUUUAUUCAGUGGUGUGAUAACUGCCGAAAGCUCAACAGAAAAGAAUCAGCGAAAAAAAAUGGCUCGUAAAUUGAAGAAAAUGAAACGCCAUGCGAAAAAUGUUAAGAGGCGUGAGCGACGCAAAUUAGCGAAAAAACUCGCUAAUGCAAAAACAGUACCACAAGAACCUGCUGUUCCAAAUUGCGAGCAGAACUGUUCCAGCACUCCAACAGCUCAAAAUGAACCAGCUUCUGGAAACCAUUCAGCAACUGCUCAUCAAUAG
Caenorhabditis bovis is the source of this 1992-nucleotide messenger RNA. NCBI's taxonomy places the organism in Eukaryota, Metazoa, Nematoda, Chromadorea, Rhabditida, Rhabditidae. The record is from the annotation of a GenBank genome assembly.